AUGGAGAUCCUACAACAUCCUCGUGCUUUUCUGAGUAGUGCUGUUAGAGAAGUCAGUGCGCUUUCCCAGCUGAAUCUUGAUGAAGAUGUCCCAUCUAUUCAGGCAGCGAAUUUUCCAGUUUUGUUGCAAUCUAAUACGGAUACCAAUUUCAAUGAUAUAACAGCUUUUAAGUCUUCCUUUGCACGUUCUGCUGAGGAUGCUAGAGUAUAUGCACAUCUAAAUACCCUCUUAGAACAAGGGCAGGAAUAUGCUACUAUGUUAUACACGUGGAGGUCAAUAUCCAGAGCGCUUCCUUUUAUCAGAUCUAGUGAUCAGCCUAACAGAAUAAAAAUAUAUGAAAAAACCAAAGAGAUAUUGGAGCCUCAUUGUUUGAAGCUUAAGCAGUUUAUGUUCUUCCAGGAUGCAGCAAUACGAAGGUUUGUGGAAGAAGUAAAAAGACUAGCCCAUAAGGACCAAAAGAAUUUCUUCGUAAAUCAGGCAUAUCUAGUUACUCUUGGAAAAAUGAUAAAGAUGUUUGCCUUGUUGGAUGAAAUGAAAAACAUGAAAGCUAGCAUGAAAAACGAUUAUUCGAAUUACAAAAGAGCUGCCCAAUUCCUCCAGGUUCACGAUCCUGAUGCUCAGGAUGUAAGUAUAUUCCUGGCGAAGCAGAAAAUUAUUCGUGAUACACUGAAAGACAGCCUAAUUGCUGUAGAUGGUUAUGAGGAUCUUCUAGUGGAAAUUAUUCAUAACAGCGCUCAAAUGUAUGAAAAUAAAGUAUACGUGCUCCCUGAAGAGAAGCACACGCAUGUUAUAGUCAUAGCAUUUUCUCUCUAUCUCCUUGACUCUGCUCGUAUGGUAGACGGCAAACAAAUAGGAGUUUGCCUAAAUAAGAUUGCAAAGCGCUUAAACAUAAGCAAAUUGGAUCGGAUUCUGAAAGAAUGUGAAGUGGUCAAUCUAUUCGGUGAUAUGAGUGUGGAACCCUUUUCUUAUGUUCGUCAAACAGCAUCGUUUGACCCAUCCAAAUGGCCUGAGUGUCACAGCACAAAGGUUUCUAUUCAAGGAGCGAUCCUAACGCAUAUGGCUCGAUUUCAGGAAGAGUAUACGUCACUAACAUCAGAUUUGGCUUGGCAUACAAAUAUAACUUCGAUUCGACUAAAUGAACGUUCUGCUAAAGAAAAUCAAGAGCUAUAUGAUCUUGCACUUCGAGGUCUGCAAUAUUUAUCAGGUUGGUCUGUACAAGUUUUGGAUACAUUUACUUGGAAACUUGCUCAUUGUGCCAGUGGAUUCACAAAUCAUGAGUGUCCCAAAGAUGCGGAAAAUUACGAAAAAGCCACUCGUUAUAAUUAUAAUUCAGAAGAACGAUUUGCUAUGGUUGAAAUAAUCAGUAUGAUCAAAUCUGUUCAAACACAACUUUUGCGUUUGGAGGCUUGUUACUCAGAGGCUAUUGGACGUUCUGUAUAUCGUGAAUUACAAGCAGUUGUUGUUGGUCAGUUGACUGCUCCAUUGCUCAAAGCACAGAAGAAAAAGGAACGAAUCAUGCUGACACGUUUGAUACACGCGAUUCAAGCCACAUGUGCUGAUCAGCUUUCGGAUUCAAUGGAUUCAGAAAUAAUGAACUCCAGUAGUGGUAGUGGUACAACAGGAUCAAAAUCAUGGGGAAAAGCUGCUUCCUCAAAAUUAUCCAACUCCAGCAACAAUAAUAAUAGCAUGACAGCUGGAGCCAAUUCUACACUGGCAGCUGUUGCUGCCUCAUUGGCAAAUGAUAGUCCAACAGGAUCUAUCAGUACAAAUAGUAUAUUCGAUUCAAACAAGCGUCGGGUUGGUCCAUCUUCUAGUCAAUUAUAUCUGGUACGAACUAUGCUAGAGUUAUUAGUUGAACAAGUUUCAUCAAGUAAACAAAUGAUGCGAAAAGAAUUGGAUGCUUCAACACUGUCAGCGAUAGAUACAUUUUUAAAGCAUAGUUUUUAUUGGCCAUAUCUAUUAAACUUUAGUGAUACACUAAUCAAAUGUUGUGAUCUCUCUCAAUUAUGGUAUCGUGAAUUCUUCUUAGAAAUGACUAAUGGUGCUUGUAUACAAUUUCCUAUUGAAAUGAGUUUACCAUGGAUAUUUACAGAUCAUAUCCUAGAGACUGAGCAUCCUGGUUACAUGGAGUAUCUUCUCUACAUGCUUGAUCUUUACAAUGAUGCUGCUGAUUGUGCAUUGAAUCGAUUUCGACGUCGAUUUCUUUAUGAAGAGAUAGAGGCUGAAGCAAAUCUAGUCUUUGAUCAAUUAGUCUAUAAGUUAAGCGAUAAAAUAUUUAGACAUUAUAAACGUUAUGCAGCUUCAAUUUUACUGGAUAAACGUUUCAGAGCUGAAGCACAACGUACUGCUUCAUGGCGUGAACCAUAUCCACCACCGAAUCGUUAUACUGCAGCUUUACUUCAUCAGAAAAAUAUUCAAUUACUUGGACGUUCUAUAGAUCUUAAUCGAUUAAUAUGUCAACGAAUGAAUACAGCAUUAUAUAAGUCACUUGAAGUUGCUAUUUCACGUUUUCAUGGUUCAGAUAUUACAGGAAUAAUUGAAUUAGAAGCAGCUAUUGAAUGUAAUCGCCUUUGCCAUAGAAUGCUUAGUGAACAUUUGGAUUUGGAUGAUUUCGACGCUUUACUUCGUGAAGCAGAUAAUUUAGUAACUUCGAGAUUAGGAAAAAUUACUGUUCAUGUAUUUUGGGAGCUGACAUAUGAUCUAGUUAAAAAUUAUUGUUAUAAUGAUGCUACCAACAGAUUUGUGCCUACAAACUUUACGUUAACUGAAGUAUUGGAACGUGAAAAACCACCAACAGUUGAAGCUCAAUACGUUUGGGGUAGUCGAUCGUUGAAUACAUGCUUUGAAACAAUAUUUAAAUUAUAUCGGGGUUUUGUUGGUGCACCACAUUUUUCAGCUAUAUGCCGUUUAUUGGGUUAUCGGGGCUUAUAUGUUGUUAUUGCAGAAGUAAUGAAAGUUGCUCAGUCGUUGCUUAAUCAAACAUUACGUGAUUAUGUGUGUCGGUUAAUACGCCUACUGCCACAGUCGUUAACAUUACCGUCGGAAAAGAUGGAAUCUGAUGCCGUAUUCUCAGCUUUGUAUUCACAAUUACAGAAAGUCUAUGGUUAUACUGAUUUAAGAACAAAUGUAUUCCAAAAUUUCCGUGAACUUGGAAAUAUUCUUAUUUGUUGUUUACAGUUGGAGAAAAAUUUAUCAAUUGAAGAUUCGUGCGAUCUACGUCAUGCUGGUCCUUUUAUUGGACAAAUGCCCAGGCAGUUCUUCCCUCCACUUCCAUCUCAUGAUGAAGGAGCAAAAGGUAAACCGAUCAAUGAACUGAGACGUGAACGCGAAAUUCAAUAUAAGGAAUUACAAAAGAAACAAGAAUCAAUGAAUAUUGUUCUAGUUGUAUCACGUAUCGGUACUGAAGAUCAAUUAGCGUUGGCCAAAGAAAAUGAAAUAUUGACUAAGGAACGAUUAUGCUCUGGACUGACAUUGUUUGAAUUCGUAUUGAAUAAAAUUAAGAGCUUUCUACAUGAAGAAGAUUCUGAUGGGAAUGCUUGGCAUCGUUUAACACACCUUAAACGUGAUACUACAUGUAACAAUGGAAGCAGUCAGCAUAAUAAUACCAGUGAUAUAUUGGGUCUAGAAAGUUGUGCCUAUUUUCAUCGUCUAUGGUCUGUUAUCCAGCUAGUGUUUUGUACUCCAUUUGGACAGAAUGAGUACACGGUUGAAGAAAUGUUUGGUGAAGGAAUUAAUUGGGCCGGUUGUGCUAUCAUCUUACUCUUAGGUCAACAACGUCGAUUUGAAGCACUUGAUUUCGGUACGCUGAUUCUACGGCUACAACGAAUCGAUAAGAAAGAUUCUACACCAAUGGGAGUUUCACUGGAACGACUGGCUGCUCGUCUAAGUCGAUUCUCAGUACUCAAUCGUCAAAUAUUUUCUACUCUAAGUGUAUAUCUUCACCCUAUUGAUCGAGUCGAUGAGACAAGUGUUCGUGUACGUCAAUUCCCUCUGCCUACAUGGUCAAAAUCUUAAUGAUUCUCCUUCUCUUCUCUUCUUUUUUUUCCAGUUUACCAUUAUGAAGUUUCAUAAUAUGUUUUUUUUUUUAAUCCUAUCCUACAUAUAUAAUAUAACAAAGAAUUUACAAUUAUGCUUAUAAUGUACUAUACUGAUUUAAUUUUAACUAUGCAUAUAUAUAUUUAUUGAUAUUUUUCACAAUUCCUAUCCAUUUUGUUAAAUAAUCAUGUGAUUUUAAUGCAUACCGGUAAUUUCUUUUUUUUGGUUGAUUUGUUGUCUUGGUUUCCCCUACCUACCCCUAUCCCACCUGCUUACUUCCAAGAGAAAAUCAGCUAUUUUCUCUCGACCAGUUUAUCAUAUUAUCCUAAUGAAUCACUGUUUAUUACUCACACUGAUUACUUCUUUGUUUUUUGCUAUUGUAAAAAUUGUUUUUUAUCUAUAACACUAAUUUGUUUUGGGUUGUUUUUUAAAAAUCUUAUACAGUCAGUCAGUCAGUUAUCGUUUAUGCCAGGUUAUUGUUAUUUGUAUAGGUUCAGUUGGAUUGUAUUCACAACAGUAUACAAUCUGUUGGAAUACGCUUUGAUUAUUUUACUUCAAUUGCUUUAGUGUUCACCUGAGACGUUUUGUUGAGAAAAAAAAUAAUAUAAUUUGUCAUAUUUAUAAUUUUUCACUGGUCCUGUAUUUUCUACGUGCAAUUAUUAUCAUUAUUAAUAUUAUUAUU
Messenger RNA from Trichobilharzia szidati, 4717 nucleotides. The record is from the annotation of a GenBank genome assembly. Lineage: Eukaryota; Metazoa; Platyhelminthes; Trematoda; Strigeidida; Schistosomatidae.